AUGGCACCGUCAAAUGCGUCGCCGCUCAAAAAGGAAGCAAAUCCUAGUCGUUUGCUCUGGCUCAUUCUCAUUGCUGUCGGAUUAAUUGUCUUCUGCUCUGUCGUUAUUGGUUUUCUACUUCUUCGCCCGCAGUCUGCGCAUGAAUUCACGGCAUCUCAUUUGGAUAACAUCGAUCAGCUCAAUACUACAAAGUCUUUACCAACUAGCAUAAAAACCAGCACUCCAUCUAGUACUACGACGAAGAGCUCCACUACCACUGGAACAUCCUCAUCAACGUCCACUACGGUUUCUGCCACUACAGGAAGUUCUACAACAACAAAAGAAAUAGAAACAACUACAGAGGGUAUAAGUUCCACCACAACAGCCGAAGAAAUCACAACUGAGAAGGCUUUUGAAGUUUCUUUACCAGUAGACACAGAAGAAAUUGUUGGAAAAGAGCAAUUGGAAGUCGUUAACAAGUGCUCAUCAAUCCAAGCAACGUCUGUUCAAUGUUCUGCAUCUAAAGACAGCAUUGUCAGUCAAUCAGCUGAUGCCUUCAAGGUUCUUCACUAUAAAUGGAAUGUUAGUAUUCUUGCCAUUCAACCAACACAGUUGCAAGCAUCAACUCAAAUCUUCAUCCAAACAAAAACAGAAGGAAAACAAAUUUCUCUGAAUGCUGCUCAAACUCUUUAUGGAUUAGAAGAUGGAUUAACAAUUGUUGAUUGUGAGACCGGAAAAACACUUUGUGUAGCCAAGACUGUUGUUGAACCACGUGAAGAAGUUGUUAACUUUGUUCUAUCGGAAACUGUACCUGCUGGUCAUCAUUUACGUCUCAGCUUCAACAAAUAUGCUGUGUCAAAUGCUCGUGAAGUAUUGUAUACUCUUACACCUCCAAGAUGGCAUCGUGAAGCUCCUACCAUGCUCGGAACUGUUUUUGGUACUUCCUCAGCCCGAAAACUUCUACCUUCUUUCGAUAACUCCAUCCAUAAGGCUCCAAUGGACUUAUGCGUGACACACGCCAUCGGCUCCGAAAUCCGCUCUAAUUCUGAAGUUUCAUUCACUGAUGGCAAAUUGACAUGUUUCGAAACAACUGUCCCUUUAACACCUCAGCAAUAUGCAUUCUCCUACUCGGAACGAGCAAAAACCAUUCUGACAAACUCAACCAGCUUAGAUGGUAGUUACAUUCCCUCUGUUGAGAUAGCUUUCUCUCUUACCAAGAAUUUCAAGCGUGAAAAGCAUGACUGGAUUUAUAACGAAGCUACUAAGGUUAUUGCUGUACUGUCUAACUGGACUCAAUUUUCUUAUCCUUUCUCCAAGCUCAGCUUGAUUUCUGUUCCAAUCACUUUACCUGCUCAUUCCGCUCUUGGAAUUAUUUCUCUUCAAGAUCGUCUGAUUGAAUACCCAUCUUAUACUAUGGCUCACGAGUCUCUCAUGCGUUCUGUUAUUGGACAAUGGCUUGGAGGAAUUGUCAGCACAGCCGAUGAAGAUUUCUGUUUCCAGGAUGCUCUUACAACUUACUUGGAAUGGAAGCUCAACGAACAGCUGCAAUUUGUCAAUCGCUCUCGCUCGGUAGAAGUCACAGCUCUUAGACCAAGGGAUUUGACCAGAGAUGAAGAUAGAGUUGGGCGCCGUGCUUUGUAUCCGAAUAGCCUCAAAUGUCAGCAACGUCUUGUAUCCGUUUUCUAUAGUUUAGAUGAAAUCUAUGGCCAAGACACUGUGACCGGAAUGAUCAAAGAGGUUAUUAAACAGAGAGCAUUCAGCACUGCUACUCUUGAAGAUUGGAAACAGGCUGUUCAACAUAGCUCUGCUUCUGAAGAUGCAGGAAAAAUGAUGGUUGAAUGGUUUACAAGACGCACACGACCAGUUCUUCAAGCUCAUGUUACCUCUACAUACAUAAACAUCCGUCAACUGACUGAACAACCAUGGACUGUACCCGUAGAAAUUGUUGGAUCUUCUGGAUUACAAUUAGUUACCGUACUGGAAGCCGAACAGCAGAUUCCAUUCAGAUCAAAUGAUUACGUCAUUCUCGAUCCUGCUCGUAAAUCGACAGCUUUCAUUCUUUAUGACGUUGCAUCUUACCUCCGUCUCGUACGAUGCUGGGAAGCUACGUCUUGCCCUGCCAACCGACCAGCUCUCAAAGGAAUUUUCCACGAUUUUGGAGCAGCUCUUUUGGCUAACCAUAUCCCAACUCCACAACCAGGAGAAUUACAAAGUUGGAAACAAGUAUUGAAAUUUAUGACAACUCAUGAUCUUGCUGACGGUGAUGUUUCAUGUUGCGUGGUCAAUGGACUUAAAGAAGAAACCAAGCCAGAUUGCACUUGGGUUGUCCGAGAUACGUGUGAAAAAUUGAAUCUGAUUAAGGCACUUCAUGUUUGA
Messenger RNA from Auanema sp. JU1783, 2355 nucleotides. The record is from the annotation of a GenBank genome assembly. Lineage: Eukaryota; Metazoa; Nematoda; Chromadorea; Rhabditida; Rhabditidae.